Molecule: messenger RNA, 4875 nt
Organism: Nylanderia fulva
Lineage: Eukaryota; Metazoa; Arthropoda; Insecta; Hymenoptera; Formicidae
Source: RefSeq, a predicted model, not a curated record
GCGUUUGCGUGUAUGCGUUGCGUUACUCUAGCUAACCUACAAAGUUAGAAUUGAAAGUCCUUGGAGUCGCGUUCCGACCGUGCUAGCGAUCGGACGCACAGAGUGAUCGAGUAAUUUAUCUCUGGUUAAGAGGUUAUAGCAAGCGCGGGGUAGUUGAGUUGUCACAGUUUUGAGGAUCAUAAAGUUGACCGAACAAAAGGAACAGCUGGACGAUGUCAGAAAUUCCCCCGAUCGGACGGGGGAAUAGAUUCAACCCAUAUCGUAAGGAGAGUGGCAAAACGAACGAGAAAGGAAGAGCAAGGAGCCGAGUUUUUGGAUAGUAUAGAGGACAUGAUAGAGACAGAGAAUGACGAGGAGAGUAACGUAACAAGUAAAUUACAAUUAAGAGCAAGCAGUUCAAUUAAGGAAACAGGUUCGCAAUCAAGCGUGAAUCAACCAGACAAAGAUGCAGAUAUGGAGCUGUCGGAGGAGAUUAUAGAUUCGAGCCAAGAACCAAGUACCAGGACAAGGAAUGCAGAGGACGAUACACAAACAACCAACCGAAAGGAACAGGAAAAUGUCAACAAACAAGUAACGAAUAUAAAUAAGGUCAUAAAGUCAGAUAGCUUUGUCGUGAUUAACGGUAUUCUUGAGAAAGUUAGCGAUAUAGAUAAAGAAACCUAUGACAAAAUAUUUCGUUUAAACAAUCAGAGAUAUGAUAGCAAAAUUACAAAUGUAUGUAAAAUUAAUUGUAAAAUUAACACAGAUCAUGUUAUGUCAAAUAGGGGUAAGAACUGUACAAAAAUUUUACUGUGGUGCAAUAAGAAUGGGGUAUUCCCUAUUAAUAUAGAAAUGAUAAAAUUUAAUCUAUCAACAAUAAGUUUUAAAAAUGCAAAAGAAGCUAAUGAUUGUUUAGACAAAAUAGACAAAGUAGAAAAUAAAUGGCUCACCGGUUUUAUAGAUAAAAAGUUAGUUACGUGUAGAGGUGUAAUUGUCGACUGGCCGUUCGAGAUACCAGAAUUAUGGGAAAAUAUAGUUGAGAGGGAAGAUAUAUUAAAAAUAGAGAAAAUGAAAAAAAGCAUUUGGAAUAAAACGGAUAAGAAAUACGAGGUAGUCAAUACGAAUAAUUUUAUUAUAACUAUGAAAGGGAAUAAAAUUAAAGAUAGUUUAACAAUUUUUAAUAAUUUACACAUAAGUCUAAGAAUCAGACCAUAUGUAGAACCAGUGGUUCAAUGUUUCAAAUGUUUCAUAUUUGGUCAUAUCAAAACACAUUGUAAGAGAGAGGUUAGAUGCAUUAUUUGUGGAGAAAAUGCACACGGAGAGUGCAACAGGUUGACUACGUGUAGAAAUUGCGGAGGAGAUCAUAGAUCCACCGCAAGAAAUUGUCCAGUUUUUCUAAGAAAUAAGGAAAUAAAAGUUAUUAUGGCAUAUAAUAAUAUCUCAUUCACAGAGGCUGAAAGAUUGAUUACUGGGAAGAACUAUGAACAAAUAAUUCCGAAAUAUGAUAGGUACACCAAUCCAAGCGCAUGGCCUAAGCUAAAACAAAAUAUUGUAAAGAAUGAUUUCAGAAAAGAAAAAGAAAACCCAACGGUUAUACAUGGCCCUUCGAGAGAAGGACAAGGUUAUACACACAAACCCAAAGAACGAGAAGCAUUCAGAAGAGAAAAAGAAAAAAUUGAGGAAGGAAGACAGGCGUACUUAAAUUAUUAUAGAGAAUUCCAAAAAAAAAUCGAGGAGCCUUUACAAAAAAGAAGUGAAUUCUUAGCUCAAAUUAUGAAGGAUAAAUGUAAAGAGUCUGAAGACUUUAACAGAGACUUUGCAAAUUUGUUACAUAAACAUAGAAUACCUUUGGACCGAUUUCCAAUUUAUAAUGAAAAAGAGGAUAUUCGACAAGAAGAAAAUAACAGAGAAAUAUAUGUAAGAAAGAGGAAAAUGGAGAAAUAUCAAGAAGAAUUAACCAAAGCUAAGAUGGUAAGACAGAAUAUGAAAAGAAACUAUUGGGAAGAUAGAAAUAAUAAAGAAGAUAAGAGCUAUUAAGACUAACCAAUGUCUACCAUACUUUUAUGGAAUGCAGGAGGAUUUAAGACAUAUAAAUCUAACAAUGCAACUAAUAGUGGUGGAGUUGCAAUUUUAGUUAAAAAUAACAUUGAUUUCGAAGUUAUUGAAGAAUGGAACAUCUCCUCCCCAAACAUAGAAGCUAUCGGUAUUAAAAUUAAAAAUACAAAUAACAACUUCAAUUUAAUAGCGGUCUAUAGAAAACCAUAUGGUUCAGAAACAAUUACUUCAUGGCAGGAUAUAUUAAAAUUUAAAGGAGUCGAUGACAAUUCAAUUAUUUUGGGCGAUUUCAACUCCCACCAUACUAUUUGGAAUUGUGAUAGAAUAGACAAAAACGGAGAAAAUUUAUACUUAACAAUGUUUAACAAAGGCUACGUUAGUAUAAAUAAUGAUACUAAAUCUCGGCUAAAUUACUACAAUCAGUCUGCUUCUAAUAUUGAUUUGGCAUUUGCUAAUAGAGAUCUAAUAGGAAAGCUAGAAUAUGUACAAAUAAAAGAUACAUGGGGAUCUGAUCAUUAUCCAAUAGAGAUUAGUGUUAAUAGUAUUAUUUCACAAUAUAAAAAAAGAACAAAUAGAAUUACAAACAAAAACACAGAUUGGAGGUCUUUUAAGAACAAGGUAGAGGAGGAUUUACAAAAAAUCCAGGACAGAUCGAUUGAUUGUGGUAAUUUGGAGGAGAAAUAUAAAAUAUUUAUAGAUAUUAUCAAAAAGCAGCCAUGUUAGCAACAGGUAAAAAAACUGACAAAUGUAUAGAUAAUAACUCUAAUGUAAAUAAUAGAAUUGAUGCGUGUAAGCUCAGACAACCUGUUAAAUGGUGGGAUAAUGAAUGCUCAGAGAUAAUAGAGAAUAGAAAAAAAAACUAAAGAUAUGGAAACGGACAGGAAAAGUGGAGGAUUUUAUUGAAUUCAAAAAAAGUCGCGCACUAGCUAGAAAAGUCAUCAAUAGAAAGAAAAAAGAAGAUUUUAUUAAAUUUUGUAAUAGUAUUAAUAAACAUACUAGUAUGAAGUACGUUUGGAAUUCAAUGCGUAUAUAUAAGAAUGUAAGAAAUAAGAUUAACUGGAACGUUUGGCAACAUAAAGAUAGAGAACAAGAAAUAUGGAAUACGAUUGAAGAACUUGCUCCUCCAUGGGUUGCAGAGGAAAAAACAACAAGACGGAUAACAAAUACGACAGAUAGAGAGGAGUUGAAUAGGAUGUUUUCUAUGGAAGAGCUCUCCCGUGCCCUAUGGAUGAUUAAAAGAAACUCAGCUCCAGGGUUAGACGGAAUAGAUUAUAUAAUGCUAAAAAACCUACCGAAAAUUGGCAAACAAUUACUUCUAAGGUUGUUCAAUGAAAUUUGGAUGAGGGAUUGGUUUCCGUCGGAUUGGAGAAACUAUCAGAUUUUGUUUAUUGAUAAAAUAGGAAAAGAAAAAGUCAGACCUGUUGCACUUUCUUCAUGUGUAGGAAAAUUAAUGGAAAGACUGAUAAACGAAAGACUUAUUUGGUGGCUAGAAAAAGAAAAAAAGCUAUCAUCAAUGCAAAAUGGAUUCCGUAGGGGGAGAUCAUGUAUGGAAAAUUUAGUAAAGCUAGUAUCGGAUGUUCGUGGAACGAAUCUGGCCGACAAUUACACCUUAGCGGCUUUCUUGGACGUCUCAGCGGCGUACGAUAAUGUAGACUUUGAUAUAUUAAUAGAGAAAUUAAGAAGGGAAAAGUGUCCAACGGGUAUUUACAAUUUUAUUAGUAGAUGGUUAGAACCUCGUGAUACAUCUUUUGUGAUUAAUAACCAAAGAGUAGAAAUUAGAAAAGUUAACAAAGGCUUGCCACAGGGAGCAGUUCUUAGCCCUAUUCUAUAUGCGUUAUACACGAAUAAAUUGACUUCCAGAUUGGAAAAUUCAGUCCAAAUAGUACAAUUUGCGGAUGAUAUCGCGGUAUAUGUACAAAGUUCCAACAGAUUUGAAAAUAAAAUAAACUUGGAGGUAGCAGUUAAUAGAAUAGCGAAGAAUCUAGAAAUUCUAAAACUAGACUUGGCACCACAUAAAACAAAUCUGGUGGAAUUUUCUAAAAAGGGAUUCUGUGAUAAAAGGCUCUCUAUUAAUGUUAAGAAAACAAGAAUUUUUAAUAAUCAGGGAGCUAGAUUUCUAGGAAUUUGGUUAGAUAAUAAGCUGGAUUUUGAUAAACAAGUUAGUGAUAUUAGAGGCAAAGUUAGUAGAGCUAAUAAUAUUAUGAAAUACCUUAGUAAUAUAACUAGAGGCGUAGAAGUGAAUACUGCUUUGAUUCUAUAUAAAAGUAUAGUAAGAUCAGUUAUGGAUUACGGUUUGUUUGUGUAUAGUCCAACUUCAAAAUCUGUUCAACUUAAAUUAGAAAGGGGCCAAUUCCUGGUAAUUCGUACAGCUUUAGGAUAUAGAAAUAGCACGCCAAAUAAUGUGUUGAUUGCAGAAUCCAAGGUUAUUUUAUUAAAAGAUAGAGCUUUGAUGUUAGCUAAAAAUUUUUGUAGCAAAAUAUUUAAAUAUGGAGAAAAUACACUUAGAAAUAGUCUUAAUAACCUUCUAAACAAAGAGAUGUUUGCAAGAUAUAGAAAUCCAAGUUUUAAUAAGAGUACUAUUAGCGAAGCAUGGGAGUAUACGCGUCGUUUUAGCAACAAACUAGGUGCCCAAGAACACACUUUUGAAAUAUGGAACAUGGAAUAUAGCUCCCUGACUAAUGCGAUAAAUAUAGAUUUUGAAAUCGGCAAGAUCAUUAAAAAAAAAGGAAAAAAAAGUGACUGUGAUAUUAGUAAAAUAAAAGGAUAUAGGACUUUAGAUAUUAAAAUGAUUAACGAAAUUAAACAGAGAUAUAAGUUAGAUAAUAAAACUUUUAUUAUGUA